AUGCCGGUGAAACAGCUCAGAAAUAAUGGAACAACUACUGUAUCUGUUUUCCUGAUUUGGGGUCAACCUGAUGAGUAUAGAAGUGAUUACACCUACAGAGUACAAACAGCCAGCCCUUUAUCUGUAGUGAUAGAUCAAAGAACGGCAUCAAAUCAACUCAAUGUAACUAAUCUGUCACCCGGAGUAACAUAUACAUUCACUGUAUUUACAAGAGCCGCUGAUAAUGUCACUGAAAGUCAAGCUGUCUCAUAUACAACCUGCACAGGUGAGUGUAAACUGGUAUUAAAGGGAAUCGACAUACAGACACAUUACAAUACAGAGUCUGACUGCUAUUAGUCAUUACAAGGUUAUAUCAAAUGUGUGUUUAAUUAUGUUUGUCUUAAGCUGUAUUUAGCAGGUGAUGUUGACUUGAGGCAAUAGAAUUAUGAAUUCUGAAUAAUUAGUAAUAUUUAGAGGUGAAAUACAAAAUACAUUUUUAAUACAUAUUGUUGCAUUGAUGGUGUAUAUUUUAUUUUUUAUUAAAACAUAACUUUUAAUCUUUUCUUGUAAACAUAUACCUGUAUCACAUAUUAAAAGUUUUAAAAAAUAGCUAGGAUUAAUUUACAAACCAAAAAUCGGCAAUAUCGCCAUUUGUUCCAAAGUUUUCUAAACGUUUUCUACAGACAACUGUCUACGUGCGUUUUGAUUCUGCAUCUUAAGCACUUAUGGUGGGAGAGCUCAUAUUAUGGCUCGUGUAUUGCAUUUGUAAAUCUCCUCAGAUACCUUAAACACAUAUUAUUUAAUUAGUACUUUUAAUAAACCAUACUUUUCUUUCCUCUUAUCUCUUACCUGAGUUUCGUCUCGUGCCUGCUAUGGGACACUUCUACACAGGGAUUGUUAAAGCAGAGGUGUACCUUCUACAUUACAUAUAUAUAUACAUCUUCUUUCCAUUUAGACUUAAUUUAUUAGAUCAGAUAGUUAGCUGACGCUCUUAGCCAAUGAAUUCCAUCCAAAGAUCAAUGCCAUUGAUAUCACUAAUGUGGAAGCCGAACUUUUGCUUUACAUACCUGCGUGAAGACGUACCAAACUGCAGAUUCCAGGUGACCUAAUUAAUUGUGAUAUUAUUGGAAAACAGUUUCUCUUAACAUUGGGAUAGAGCCAUGAGACUCUUUGUACCAUGAGCGCUACAGUACACUUUAGAGGGUUUGGUGAUUAGAGAACCUCUGAAAAUGAAGCAAAAUGUUAAUUUGUGAAAUUUUUUAAAUCUAUAGGCAAUAUGUUAAAUGACUCUGUAACCAUAUCAUGUAUUCAUUUAUUAUCAAUCUUUUUUUAAAUGAUUUGGUUUAUCAUCAUUUAAGCAAAUGUAGAAAAUCAAAGUCAAAGCAGCACAAGAAGAGGUAGAUUUUGCAAAAUACAAAUGUACCUGAUGAUUUUAAAUAAUACCCCUCCAUUAUGAUGUAACAUAACAUUAUUUGUAGUAUUUAACUAAAAUUACCAUUUUUUUCUUAUAAGAGAUCAUGUGGGUUUAUUUACUAAACACCAAACUGAUGUGAUUUGAAAUAGGAAUUCCAAAAUGUAGGCAAAACUAUUAGACAUGUAAAAAUUCUCCAACUCAGCUCUUGUCACAGCUUGAUUUUGUACUUUAGAAUUCUGAUUCUAGCUCAUUACUAAAUCAUAUUUAAAGAAUAAGCUAAUAGAAUUUUCCAAAUGAAAGUUGUUUUUUACUAGACACAAAAUGUAUUUUAUUUAAAAAGAAAUGCAUGCACUUAAUAGAAUUUUUUUUUCUGAUUGUAUUCUGCUAUCUUUCAGUUCCAGGUUUGGCUCAGAAUAUCACAGUAAAUAAUAAGAAUACUACUAAUUCACUUAGUGUGAACUGGACAAUACCAGCAGGGAAAGUGGAUUAUUUCAUAGUCAUUCUGAGUGGAGACGUCAAUAGAACAUUCACAACUAAUUCUACACAAGUGGAUUUCACAGAAUUACUGCCAGGCAGAAACUACUCCAUCACUAUACAGACAGUUAGUAGUAACUGCAGCCAGUCAGCAGCUCUAGUGAUAGAGGCAACAUGUGAGUAUGAUGGGAUCAUUGGGACAGAGCUAUAUCUUUAUGUGGAAAUCAAACAAACUGAAUUCUAGUAUACGUUUUAGGUUUUGUUAUAUUCAGAUAUCAUGGGAUAAUUUGGCUUGAACUAUAUCGUUGUCAAGGUUAUUAACUAAAGUAAAAUUUCAAGGUGAUUUUCAAAUGUAUCAUCAAAAUAGCUGAACUUAAAAAAUUGAUCUAACUCAGCUAUGCAUCCAGUUCAUCUACUUCGGCCAUGAAUUUGAAAAUAAAUUUGAAUUCUCUCUUUAGUGAAUAACCCUGUUAAAUUCUGUAAAUCCUACAAUUUGAGUAACAUUGGACUUUUUAGGAGUGUGACGAGACCAAUCUCGCCACAUUGCAUUGGAGAAGCCUGGUUGCUCGCCUGCUGCCUUUGGACUAUGGCCCCCUUUUAAAAGACUUUAUUUUUGCCUGCAGAAAAGCUGUAUUCGUGCUUUUCUGCCUGGGGUUCAGUAGAUUUGUUUGAAUGUGUUAUACCCCAGAUAGGAAUCCCAUGGAGCCCAUUUGUAUGAAACUGACUGUAAAGACUUUGGCUCCAUGGCGAUUAAACUGUAUUCGUGUGGUCUGAGCGCCAUUCACUUAAUAAUGUGCGCUCAGACCUGAGCUAUCUGGGGAUAUGUGAAAUGUCUGUGUUUUAUGUAUAAAAUGUGACUUUAUGUAUUUUAAAGUGUUUUGUGUCUUUUGCAACCAUGUGCUUAAUGGAGUCUUGUGUCUGUCCUGGGAGAUAAUUGAAUUACUUAUCUCCAGGAUAGAAGACUCUGAAACUGGUUUGGGCCAGAAAGCCAUGCUUCAUUUAGUCACAAAGGACUUUUUACUAACUUUUGAACCCCUUGUCUGAUUUGUGCCAUUUUUGAAUAUGUUGUUCCCCUGAAUGGAUUGAUUGAGAAUAUGUAAUUUUAUGUGAAUGUGAUGUAUGGUUUUGGAGUUAUGAAAGUUGGGUAGAAAGUAUGUUUUAACUGUUUGUAUAAUUGAGUUUCCUCUCAGGAUAAGGGGAGGGAAUAUGUGGGAUGUAACUGUGAUAUGAUUGGUUGUUUUAUCCCUCCCUGUGGGUGGUCCUGUAUUUGAAACACUGUAAUAAAACCAGGCUGGGUGUGCCAGCACCUCAGACCACUGCUUGACCCUCAACACGGAGCCUUGUCUCGUUCUUGGGGGGAUUCACUGUAUGCUGUUAGAGACUGAUUGCCAGGAGUGUAAGCUGUUCGUCUGCUUUUCCUGUUCGUCUGCUAGCAGCUAUUUGGGAGGUUCCAGUUCGGGAGUUGGAGUGCUAUUUUGUAUCCAGUUCGUGAGUUUUGGUGUUCUGCAGUAGCUGUGCCUGGAUCUCUGGAAAGGGGGCCGAUCGCCUAAACGGUUUUUACCCCUUGUGUGCAAAACGGUCCGUUACAAGGAGAACUUGUGUUCAUGUAGCAUUGGAUUCUUUCAGGAUAAUUGAAUAUAGAGUUAAAUACAUUAUUUAUACAUAUGUAAUUAAUUAAUUAAUUAAUUGACUUUCUUAUUUUUCUAUUUCUUCAUAGAUCCGGCCUCUCCAGGUUCCUUAAACUUUACAAAUAUCGGAACAAACACCAUUUCGUUGUCCCUGGGAGAACCAGUAAAUAUGACCAAUGUGACAAAGACUUUCAAGAUAACUUACAGCAAUUCUUUAUCCUCUUGGACUGUGUCAGUAAACACAUUAAAUGCCACACUUCAGAACCUCACAUCUGGGACUAAUUACACAAUUACUGUAGUAACAGUUGUUGCUCGGCAGUAUCAGAGUUCUCCGGUGACCAGUUCCAUCUACACAAGUAUGUUUACAGCAUUCUGAAUGUUCUGCAAUAGAACGUGUCACAACUAUGAUAUAAAUAUGUGUAUAUUUUGUAGUACACCAAGAGGCACAUAUUUGCUGGAUUUUUUUUGCACAUUAAAUGAGAAGAUGGGACCAACAGAGGGAAAAUAUGAAGAGCAGAAAAAAUAUUAAUUUAACUAGUAUAUAUUAAUUAAAUAUAUAAUAUAUAAAUAUGGAUUUAUUUUUAUUGCUGCUUUUUCCCCCUCUAUUGGUCACUUCUCACUUAAUCUGUCAAUAAAAUCAAUAUUUAGUUAUCAUCCCCCACCAUCAAUAAAUUAAAAGUCUAGUCCAUAGCCAUUUUGCUUGUUUCAUGAUUCGACCAUAUGGUGCUUCGGAGUUGCGUAAUUCUGAUCACUCGCCGAUUUCCCAAAAUAUAGACGAAUGGCAAAUUAAUUUGAAACUGGAAGCACAAGUCUACUAUUUAGGAGUAACGUAUCCAUUUUUUUUCAAGUUAACAUAAAUAAAGAAAUAAAAUGGAUCGUGUUUUAUUUUCUAACUCUAGAACCGAUGCCGGUGAAACAGCUCAGAAAUAAUGGAACGACUACUGUAUCUGUUUUCCUGAUUUGGGGUCAACCUGAUGAGUAUAUAAGUGAUUACACCUACAGAGUACAAACAGCCAGCCCUUUAUCUGUAGUGAUAGAUCAAAGAAUGGCAUCAAAUCAACUCAAUGUAACUAAUCUGACACCCGGAGUAACAUAUACAUUCACUGUAUUUACAAGAGCGGCUGAUAAUGUCACUGAAAGUCAAGCUGUCUCAUAUACAACUUGCACAGGUGAGUGUAAACUGGUAUUAAAGGGAAUCGACAUACAGACACAUUACAAUACAGAGUCUGACUGCUAUUAGUCAUUACAAGGUUAUUUCAAAUGUGUGUUUAAUUAUGUUUGUCUUAAGCUGUAUUUAGCAGGUGAUGUUGACUUGAGGCAAUAGAAUUAUGAAUUCUGAAUAAUUAGUAAUAUUUAGAGGUGAAAUACAAAAUACAUUUUUAAUACAUAUUGUUGCAUUGAUGGUGUAUAUUUUAUUUUUUAUUAAAACGUAACUUUUAAUCUUUUCUUGUAAACAUAUACCUGUAUCACAUAUUAAAAGUUUUAAAAAAUAGCUAGGAUUAAUUUACAAACCAAAAAUCGGCAAUAUCGCCAUUUGUUCCAAAGUUUUCUAAACGUUUUCUACAGACAACUGUCUACGUGCAUUUUGAUUCUGCAUCUUAAGCACUUAUGGUGGGAGAGCUCAUAUUACGGCUCGUGUAUUGUAUUUGUAAAUCUCCUCAGAUACCUUAAACACAUAUUAUUUAAUUAGUACUUUUAAUAAACCAUACUUUUCUUUCCUCUUAUCUCUUACCUGAGUUUCCCCUGGUGCCUUCUAUUGGACUCUUCUACACAGGGAUUGUUAAAGCAGAGGUGAACCUUCUACUUUACAUAUAUAUAAACAUCUUCUUUCCAUUUAGACUUAAUUUAUUAGAUCAGAUAGUUAGCUGACGCUCUUAGCCAAUGAAUUCCAUCCAAAGAUCAAUGCCAUUGAUAUCACUAAUGUGGAAGCCGAACUUUUGCUUUACAUACCUGCGUGAAGACGUACCAAACUGCAGAUUCCAGGUGACCUAAUUAAUUGUGAUAUUAUUGGAAAACAGUUUCUCUUAACAUUGGGAUAGAGCCAUGAGACUCUUUGUACCAUGAGCGCUACAGUACACUUUAGAGGGUUUGGUGAUUAGAGAACCUCUGAAAAUGAAGCAAAAUGUUAAUUUGUGAAAUUUUUUAAAUCUAUAGGCAAUAUGUUAAAUGACUCUGUAACCAUAUCAUGUAUUCAUUUAUUAUCAAUCUUUUUUUAAAUGAUUUGGUUUAUCAUCAUUUAAGCAAAUGUAGAAAAUCAAAGUCAAAGCAGCACAAGAAGAGGUAGAUUUUGCAAAAUACAAAUGUACCUGAUGAUUUUAAAUAAUACCCCUCCAUUAUGAUGUAACAUAACAUUAUUUGUAGUAUUUAACUAAAAUUACUGUUUUUUCUUAUAAGAGAUCAUGUGGGUUUAUUUACUAAACACCAAACUGAUGUGAUUUGAAAUAGGAAUUCCAAAAUUUAGGCAAAACUAUUAGACAUGUAAAAAUUCUCCAACUCAGCUCUUGUCACAGCUUGAUUCUGUACUUUAGAAUUCUGAUUCUAGCUCAUUACUAAAUCAUAUUUAAAGAAUAAGCUAAUAGAAUUUUCCAAAUGAAAGUUGUUUUUUACUAGACACAAAAUGUAUUUUAUUUAAAAAGAAAUGCAUGCACUUAAUAGAAAUGUUUUUUCUGAUUGAAUUCUGCUAUCUUUCAGUUCCAGGUUUGGCUCAGAAUAUCACAGUAAAUAAUAAGAAUACUACUAAUUCACUCAGUGUGAACUGGACAAUACCAGCAGGGAAAGUGGAUUAUUUCACAGUCAUUCUGAGUGGAGACGUCAAUAGAACAUUCACAACUAAUUCUACACAAGUGGAUUUCACAGAAUUACUGCCAGGCAGAAACUACUCCAUCACUAUACAGACAGUUAGUAGUAACUGCAGCCAGUCAGCAGCUCUAGUGAUAGAGGCAACAUGUGAGUAUGAUGGGAUCAUUGGGACAGAGCUAUAUCUUUAUGUGGAAAUCAAACAAACUGAAUUCUAGUAUACGUUUUAGGUUUUGUUAUAUUCAGAUAUCAUGGGAUAAUUUGGCUUGAACUAUAUCGUUGUCAAGGUUAUUAACUAAAGUAAAAUUUCAAGGUGAUUUUCAAAUGUAUCAUCAAAAUAGCUGAACUUAAAAAAUUGAUCUAACUCAGCUAUGCAUCCAGUUCAUCUACUUCGGCCAUGAAUUUGAAAAUAAAUUUGAAUUCUCUCUUUAGUGAAUAACCCUGUUAAAUUCUGUAAAUCCUACAAUUUGAGUAACAUUGGACUUUUUAGGAGAACUUGUGUUCAUGUAGCAUUGGAUUCUUUCAGGAUAAUUGAAUAUAGAGUUAAAUACAUUAUUUAUACAUAUGUAAUUAAUUAAUUAAUUAAUUGACUUUCUUAUUUUUCUAUUUCUUCAUAGAUCCGGCCUCUCCAGGUUCCUUAAACUUUACAAAUAUCGGAACAAACACCAUUUCGUUGUCCCUGGGAGAACCAGUAAAUAUGGCCAAUGUGACAAAGACUUUCAAGAUAACUUACAGCAAUUCUUUAUCCUCUUGGACUGUGUCAGUAAACACAUUAAAUGCCACACUUCAGAACCUCACAUCUGGGACUAAUUACACAAUUACUGUAGUAACAGUUGGUGCUCGGCAGUAUCAGAGUUCUCCUGUGACCAGUUCCAUCUACACAAGUAUGUUUACAGCUUUCUGUAUGUUCUGCAAUAGAACGUGUCACAACUAUGAUAUAAAUAUGUGUAUAUUUUGUAGUACACUAAGAGGCACAUAUUUGCUGGAUUUUUUUUGCACAUUAAAUGAGAAGAUGGGACCAACAGAGGGAAAAUAUGAAGAGCAGAAAAAAUAUUAAUUUAACUAGUAUAUAUUAAUUAAAUAUAUAAUAUAUAAAUAUGGAUUUAUUUUUAUUGCUGCUUUUUCCCCCUCUAUUGGUCACUUCUCACUUAAUCUGUCAAUAAAAUCAAUAGGCAAUAUGUUAAAUGACUCUGUAACCAUAUCAUGUAUUCAUUUAUUAUCAAUCUUUUUUUAAAUGAUUUGGUUUAUCAUCAUUUAAGCAAAUGUAGAAAAUCAAAGUCAAAGCAGCACGAGAAGAGGUAGAUUUUGCAAAAUACAAAAGUACCUGAUGAUUUUAAAUAAUACCCCUCCAUUAUGAUGUAACAUAACAUUAUUUGUAGUAUUUAACUAAAAUUACCAUUUUUUCUUAUAAGAGAUCAUGUGGGUUUAUUUACUAAACACCAAACUGAUGUGAUUUGAAAUAGGAAUUCCAAAAUGUAGGCAAAACUAUUAGACAUGUAAAAAUUCUCCAACUCAGCUCUUGUCACAGCUUGAUUUUGUACUUUAGAAUUCUGAUUCUAGCUCAUUACUAAAUCAUAUUUAAAGAAUAAGCUAAUAGAAUUUUCCAAAUGAAAGUUGUUUUUUACUAGACACAAAAUGUAUUUUAUUUAAAAAGAAAUGCAUGCACUUAAUAGAAAUUUUUUUUUCUGAUUGUAUUCUGCUAUCUUUCAGUUCCAGGUUUGGCUCAGAAUAUCACAGUAAAUAAUAAGAAUACUACUAAUUCACUUAGUGUGAACUGGACAAUACCAGCAGGGAAAGUGGAUUAUUUCAUAGUCAUUCUGAGUGGAGACGUCAAUAGAACAUUCACAACUAAUUCUACACAAGUGGAUUUCACAGAAUUACUGCCAGGCAGAAACUACUCCAUCACUAUACAGACAGUUAGUAGUAACUGCAGCCAGUCAGCAGCUCUAGUGAUAGAGGCAACAUGUGAGUAUGAUGGGAUCAUUGGGACAGAGCUAUAUCUUUAUGUGGAAAUCAAACAAACUGAAUUCUAGUAUACGUUUUAGGUUUUGUUAUAUUCAGAUAUCAUGGGAUAAUUUGGCUUGAACUAUAUCGUUGUCAAGGUUAUUAACUAAAGUAAAAUUUCAAGGUGAUUUUCAAAUGUAUCAUCAAAAUAGCUGAACUUAAAAAAUUGAUCUAACUCAGCUAUGCAUCCAGUUCAUCUACUUCGGCCAUGAAUUUGAAAAUAAAUUUGAAUUCUCUCUUUAGUGAAUAACCCUGUUAAAUUCUGUAAAUCCUACAAUUUGAGUAACAUUGGACUUUUUAGGAGUGUGACGAGACCAAUCUCGCCACAUUGCAUUGGAGAAGCCUGGUUGCUCGCCUGCUGCCUUUGGACUAUGGCCCCCUUUUAAAAGACUUUAUUUUUGCCUGCAGAAAAGCUGUAUUCGUGCUUUUCUGCCUGGGGUUCAGUAGAUUUGUUUGAAUGUGUUAUACCCCAGAUAGGAAUCCCAUGGAGCCCAUUUGUAUGAAACUGACUGUAAAGACUUUGGCUCCAUGGCGAUUAAACUGUAUUCGUGUGGUCUGAGCGCCAUUCACUUAAUAAUGUGCGCUCAGACCUGAGCUAUCUGGGGAUAUGUGAAAUGUCUGUGUUUUAUGUAUAAAAUGUGACUUUAUGUAUUUUAAAGUGUUUUGUGUCUUUUUGCAACCAUGUGCUUAAUGGAGUCUUGUGUCUGUCCUGGGAGAUAAUUGAAUUACUUAUCUCCAGGAUAGAAGACUCUGAAACUGGUUUGGGCCAGAAAGCCAUGCUUCAUUUAGUCACAAAGGACUUUUUACUAACUUUUGAACCCCUUGUCUGAUUUGUGCCAUUUUUGAAUAUGUUGUUCCCCUGAAUGGAUUGAUUGAGAAUAUGUAAUUUUAUGUGAAUGUGAUGUAUGGUUUUGGAGUUAUGAAAGUUGGGUAGAAAGUAUGUUUUAACUGUUUGUAUAAUUGAGUUUCCUCUCAGGAUAAGGGGAGGGAAUAUGUGGGAUGUAACUGUGAUAUGAUUGGUUGUUUUAUCCCUCCCUGUGGGUGGUCCUGUAUUUGAAACACUGUAAUAAAAACCAGGCUGGGUGUGCCAGCACCUCAGACCACUGCUUGACCCUCAACACGGAGCCUUGUCUCGUUCUUGGGGGGAUUCACUGUAUGCUGUUAGAGACUGAUUGCCAGGAGUGUAAGCUGAUUGUCUGCUUUUCCUGUUCGUCUGCUAGCAGCUAUUUGGGAGGUUCCAGUUCUGGAGUUGGAGUGCUAUUUUGUAUCCAGUUCGUGAGUUUUGGUGUUCUGCAGUAGCUGUGCCUGGAUCUCUGGAAAGGGGGCCGAUCGCCUAAACGGUUUUUACCCCUUGUGUGCAAAACGGUCCGUUACAAGGAGAACUUGUGUUCAUGUAGCAUUGGAUUCUUUCAGGAUAAUUGAAUAUAGAGUUAAAUACAUUAUUUAUACAUAUGUAAUUAAUUAAUUAAUUAAUUGACUUUCUUAUUUUUCUAUUUCUUCAUAGAUCCGGCCUCUCCAGGUUCCUUAAACUUUACAAAUAUCGGAACAAACACCAUUUCGUUGUCCCUGGGAGAACCAGUAAAUAUGACCAAUGUGACAAAGACUUUCAAGAUAACUUACAGCAAUUCUUUAUCCUCUUGGACUGUGUCAGUAAACACAUUAAAUGCCACACUUCAGAACCUCACAUCUGGGACUAAUUACACAAUUACUGUAGUAACAGUUGUUGCUCGGCAGUAUCAGAGUUCUCCGGUGACCAGUUCCAUCUACACAAGUAUGUUUACAGCAUUCUGAAUGUUCUGCAAUAGAACGUGUCACAACUAUGAUAUAAAUAUGUGUAUAUUUUGUAGUACACCAAGAGGCACAUAUUUGCUGGAUUUUUUUUGCACAUUAAAUGAGAAGAUGGGACCAACAGAGGGAAAAUAUGAAGAGCAGAAAAAAUAUUAAUUUAACUAGUAUAUAUUAAUUAAAUAUAUAAUAUAUAAAUAUGGAUUUAUUUUUAUUGCUGCUUUUUCCCCCUCUAUUGGUCACUUCUCACUUAAUCUGUCAAUAAAAUCAAUAUUUAGUUAUCAUCCCCCACCAUCAAUAAAUUAAAAGUCUAGUCCAUAGCCAUUUUGCUUGUUUCAUGAUUCGACCAUAUGGUGCUUCGGAGUUGCGUAAUUCUGAUCACUCGCCGAUUUCCCAAAAUAUAGACGAAUGGCAAAUUAAUUUGAAACUGGAAGCACAAGUCUACUAUUUAGGAGUAACGUAUCCAUUUUUUUUCAAGUUAACAUAAAUAAAGAAAUAAAAUGGAUCGUGUUUUAUUUUCUAACUCUAGAACCGAUGCCGGUGAAACAGCUCAGAAAUAAUGGAACGACUACUGUAUCUGUUUUCCUGAUUUGGGGUCAACCUGAUGAGUAUAUAAGUGAUUACACCUACAGAGUACAAACAGCCAGCCCUUUAUCUGUAGUGAUAGAUCAAAGAAUGGCAUCAAAUCAACUCAAUGUAACUAAUCUGACACCCGGAGUAACAUAUACAUUCACUGUAUUUACAAGAGCGGCUGAUAAUGUCACUGAAAGUCAAGCUGUCUCAUAUACAACUUGCACAGGUGAGUGUAAACUGGUAUUAAAGGGAAUCGACAUACAGACACAUUACAAUACAGAGUCUGACUGCUAUUAGUCAUUACAAGGUUAUUUCAAAUGUGUGUUUAAUUAUGUUUGUCUUAAGCUGUAUUUAGCAGGUGAUGUUGACUUGAGGCAAUAGAAUUAUGAAUUCUGAAUAAUUAGUAAUAUUUAGAGGUGAAAUACAAAAUACAUUUUUAAUACAUAUUGUUGCAUUGAUGGUGUAUAUUUUAUUUUUUAUUAAAACGUAACUUUUAAUCUUUUCUUGUAAACAUAUACCUGUAUCACAUAUUAAAAGUUUUAAAAAAUAGCUAGGAUUAAUUUACAAACCAAAAAUCGGCAAUAUCGCCAUUUGUUCCAAAGUUUUCUAAACGUUUUCUACAGACAACUGUCUACGUGCAUUUUGAUUCUGCAUCUUAAGCACUUAUGGUGGGAGAGCUCAUAUUACGGCUCGUGUAUUGUAUUUGUAAAUCUCCUCAGAUACCUUAAACACAUGUUAUUUAAUUAGUACUUUUAAUAAACCAUACUUUUCUUUCCUCUUAUCUCUUACCUGAGUUUCCCCUGGUGCCUUCUAUUGGACUCUUCUACACAGGGAUUGUUAAAGCAGAGGUGAACCUUCUACUUUACAUAUAUAUAAACAUCUUCUUUCCAUUUAGACUUAAUUUAUUAGAUCAGAUAGUUAGCUGACGCUCUUAGCCAAUGAAUUCCAUCCAAAGAUCAAUGCCAUUGAUAUCACUAAUGUGGAAGCCGAACUUUUGCUUUACAUACCUGCGUGAAGACGUACCAAACUGCAGAUUCCAGGUGACCUAAUUAAUUGUGAUAUUAUUGGAAAACAGUUUCUCUUAACAUUGGGAUAGAGCCAUGAGACUCUUUGUACCAUGAGCGCUACAGUACACUUUAGAGGGUUUGGUGAUUAGAGAACCUCUGAAAAUGAAGCAAAAUGUUAAUUUGUGAAAUUUUUUAAAUCUAUAGGCAAUAUGUUAAAUGACUCUGUAACCAUAUCAUGUAUUCAUUUAUUAUCAAUCUUUUUUUAAAUGAUUUGGUUUAUCAUCAUUUAAGCAAAUGUAGAAAAUCAAAGUCAAAGCAGCACAAGAAGAGGUAGAUUUUGCAAAAUACAAAUGUACCUGAUGAUUUUAAAUAAUACCCCUCCAUUAUGAUGUAACAUAACAUUAUUUGUAGUAUUUAACUAAAAUUACUGUUUUUUCUUAUAAGAGAUCAUGUGGGUUUAUUUACUAAACACCAAACUGAUGUGAUUUGAAAUAGGAAUUCCAAAAUUUAGGCAAAACUAUUAGACAUGUAAAAAUUCUCCAACUCAGCUCUUGUCACAGCUUGAUUCUGUACUUUAGAAUUCUGAUUCUAGCUCAUUACUAAAUCAUAUUUAAAGAAUAAGCUAAUAGAAUUUUCCAAAUGAAAGUUGUUUUUUACUAGACACAAAAUGUAUUUUAUUUAAAAAGAAAUGCAUGCACUUAAUAGAAAUGUUUUUUCUGAUUGAAUUCUGCUAUCUUUCAGUUCCAGGUUUGGCUCAGAAUAUCACAGUAAAUAAUAAGAAUACUACUAAUUCACUCAGUGUGAACUGGACAAUACCAGCAGGGAAAGUGGAUUAUUUCACAGUCAUUCUGAGUGGAGACGUCAAUAGAACAUUCACAACUAAUUCUACACAAGUGGAUUUCACAGAAUUACUGCCAGGCAGAAACUACUCCAUCACUAUACAGACAGUUAGUAGUAACUGCAGCCAGUCAGCAGCUCUAGUGAUAGAGGCAACAUGUGAGUAUGAUGGGAUCAUUGGGACAGAGCUAUAUCUUUAUGUGGAAAUCAAACAAACUGAAUUCUAGUAUACGUUUUAGGUUUUGUUAUAUUCAGAUAUCAUGGGAUAAUUUGGCUUGAACUAUAUUGUUGUCAAGGUUAUUAACUAAAGUAAAAUUUCAAGGUGAUUUUCAAAUGUAUCAUCAAAAUAGCUGAACUUAAAAAAUUGAUCUAACUCAGCUAUGCAUCCAGUUCAUCUACUUCGGCCAUGAAUUUGAAAAUAAAUUUGAAUUCUCUCUUUAGUGAAUAACCCUGUUAAAUUCUGUAAAUCCUACAAUUUGAGUAACAUUGGACUUUUUAGGAGAACUUGUGUUCAUGUAGCAUUGGAUUCUUUCAGGAUAAUUGAAUAUAGAGUUAAAUACAUUAUUUAUACAUAUGUAAUUAAUUAAUUAAUUAAUUGACUUUCUUAUUUUUCUAUUUCUUCAUAGACCCGGCCUCUCCAGGUUCCUUAAACUUUACAAAUAUCGGAACAAACACCAUUUCGUUGUCCCUGGGAGAACCAGUAAAUAUGACCAAUGUGACAAAGACUUUCAAGAUAACUUACAGCAAUUCUUUAUCCUCUUGGACUGUGUCAGUAAACACAUUAAAUGCCACACUUCAGAACCUCACAUCUGGGACUAAUUACACAAUUACUGUAGUAACAGUUGGUGCUCGGCAGUAUCAGAGUUCUCCUGUGACCAGUUCCAUCUACACAAGUAUGUUUACAGCAUUCUGUAUGUUCUGCAAUAGAACGUGUCACAACUAUGAUAUAAAUAUGUGUAUAUUUUGUAGUACACUAAGAGGCACAUAUUUGCUGGAUUUUUUUUGCACAUUAAAUGAGAAGAUGGGACCAACAGAGGGAAAAUAUGAAGAGCAGAAAAAAUAUUAAUUUAACUAGUAUAUAUUAAUUAAAUAUAUAAUAUAUAAAUAUGGAUUUAUUUUUAUUGCUGCUUUUUCCCCCUCUAUUGGUCACUUCUCACUUAAUCUGUCAAUAAAAUCAAUAGGCAAUAUGUUAAAUGACUCUGUAACCAUAUCAUGUAUUCAUUUAUUAUCAAUCUUUUUUUAAAUGAUUUGGUUUAUCAUCAUUUAAGCAAAUGUAGAAAAUCAAAGUCAAAGCAGCACGAGAAGAGGUAGAUUUUGCAAAAUACAAAAGUACCUGAUGAUUUUAAAUAAUACCCCUCCAUUAUGAUGUAACAUAACAUUAUUUGUAGUAUUUAACUAAAAUUACCAUUUUUUCUUAUAAGAGAUCAUGUGGGUUUAUUUACUAAACACCAAACUGAUGUGAUUUGAAAUAGGAAUUCCAAAAUGUAGGCAAAACUAUUAGACAUGUAAAAAUUCUCCAACUCAGCUCUUGUCACAGCUUGAUUUUGUACUUUAGAAUUCUGAUUCUAGCUCAUUACUAAAUCAUAUUUAAAGAAUAAGCUAAUAGAAUUUUCCAAAUGAAAGUUGUUUUUUACUAGACACAAAAUGUAUUUUAUUUAAAAAGAAAUGCAUGCACUUAAUAGAAAUUUUUUUUUCUGAUUGUAUUCUGCUAUCUUUCAGUUCCAGGUUUGGCUCAGAAUAUCACAGUAAAUAAUAAGAAUACUACUAAUUCACUUAGUGUGAACUGGACAAUACCAGCAGGGAAAGUGGAUAAUUACACAGUCAUUCUGAGUGGAGACGUCAAUAGAACAUUCACAACUAAUUCUACACAAGUGGAUUUCACAGAAUUACUGCCAGGCAGAAACUACUCCAUCACUAUACAGACAGUUAGUAGUAACUGCAGCCAGUCAGCAGCUCUAGUGAUAGAGGCAACAUGUGAGUAUGAUGGGAUCAUUGGGACAGAGCUAUAUCUUUAUGUGGAAAUCAAACAAACUGAAUUCUAGUAUACGUUUUAGGUUUUGUUAUAUUCAGAUAUCAUGGGAUAAUUUGGCUUGAACUAUAUCGUUGUCAAGGUUAUUAACUAAAGUAAAAUUUCAAUGUGAUUUUCAAAUGUAUCAUCAAAAUAGCUGAACUUAAAAAAUUGAUCUAACUCAGCUAUGCAUCCAGUUCAUCUACUUCGGCCAUGAAUUUGAAAAUAAAUUUGAAUUCUCUCUUUAGUGAAUAACCCUGUUAAAUUCUGUAAAUCCUACAAUUUGAGUAACAUUGGACUUUUUAGGAGAACUUGUGUUCAUGUAGCAUUGGAUUCUUUCAGAAUAAUUGAAUAUAGAGUUAAAUACAUUAUUUAUACAUAUGUAAUUAAUUAAUUAAUUAAUUGACUUUCUUAUUUUUCUAUUUCUUCAUAGAUCCGGCCUCUCCAGGUUCCUUAAACUUUACAAAUAUCGGAACAAACACCAUUUCGUUGUCCCUGGGAGAACCAGUAAAUAUGGCCAAUGUGACAAAGACUUUCAAAAUAACUUACAGCAAUUCUUUAUCCUCUUGGACUGUGUCAGUAAACACAUUAAAUGCCACACUUCAGAACCUCACAUCUGGGACUAAUUACACAAUUACUGUAGUAACAGUUGGUGCUCGGCAGUAUCAGAGUUCUCCUGUGACCAGUUCCAUCUACACAAGUAGGUUUACAGCUUUCUGUAUGUUCUGCAAUAGAACGUGUCACAACUAUGAUAUAAAUAUGUGUAUAUUUUGUAGUACACUAAGAGGCACAUAUUUGCUGGAUUUUUUUUGCACAUUAAAUGAGAAGAUGGGACCAACAGAGGGAAAAUAUGAAGAGCAGAAAAAAUAUUAAUUUAACUAGUAUAUAUUAAUUAAAUAUAUAAUAUAUAAAUAUGGAUUUAUUUUUAUUGCUGCUUUUUUCCCCUCUAUUGGUCACUUCUCACUUAAUCUGUCAAUAAAAUCAAUAUUUAGUUAUCAUCCCCCACCAUCAAUUAAUUAAAAGUCUAGUCCAUAGCCGUUUUGCUUGUUUCAUGAUUCGACCAUAUGGUGCUUCGGAGUUGCGUAAUUCUGAUCACUCGCCGAUUUCCCAAAAUAUAGACGAAUGGCAAAUUAAUUUGAAACUGGAAGCACAAGUCUACUAUUUAGGAGUAACGUAUCCAUUUUUUUUCAAGUUAAUAUAAAUAAAGAAAUAAAAUGGAUCGUGUUUUAUUUUCUAACUCUAGAACCGAUGCCGGUGAAACAGCUCAGAAAUAAUGGAACGACUACUGUAUCUGUUUUCCUGAUUUGGGGUCAACCUGAUGAGUAUAUAAGUGAUUACACCUACAGAGUACAAACAGCCAGCCCUUUAUCUGUAGUGAUAGAUCAAAGAAUGGCAUCAAAUCAACUCAAUGUAACUAAUCUGACACCCGGAGUAACAUAUACAUUCACUGUAUUUACAAGAGCGGCUGAUAAUGUCACUGAAAGUCAAGCUGUCUCAUAUACAACUUGCACAGGUGAGUGUAAACUGGUAUUAAAGGGAAUCGACAUACAGACACAUUACAAUACAGAGUCUGACUGCUAUUAGUCAUUACAAGGUUAUAUCAAAUGUGUGUUUAAUUAUGUUUGUCUUAAGCUGUAUUUAGCAGGUGAUGUUGACUUGAGGCAAUAGAAUUAUGAAUUCUGAAUAAUUAGUAAUAUUUAGAGACAAAAUACAUUUUGAAUACAUAUUGUUGCAUUGAUGGUGUAUAUUUUAUUUUUAUUAAAACUUAACUUUUAAUCUUUUCUUGUAAACAUAUACCUGUAUCACAUAUUAAAAGUUUUAAAAAAAUAGCUAGGAUUAAUUUACAAACCAAAAAUCGGCAAUAUAGCCAUUUGUUCCAAAGUUUUCUAAACGUUUUCUACAGACAACUGUCUACGUGCGUUUUGAUUCUGCAUCUUAAGCACUUAUGGUGGGAGAGCUCAUAUUACGGCUCGUGUAUUGUAUUUGUAAAUCUCCUCAGAUACCUUAAACACAUAUUAUUUAAUUAGUACUUUUAAUAAACCAUACUUUUCUUUCCUCUUAUCUCUUACCUGAGUUUCCCCUGGUGCCUUCUAUUGGACUCUUCUACACAGGGAUUGUUAAAGCAGAGGUGUACCUUCUACUUUACAUAUAUAUAAACAUCUUCUUUCCAUUUAGACUUAAUUUAUUAGAUCAGAUAGUUAGCUGACGCUCUUAGCCAAUGAAUUCCAUCCAAAGAUCAAUGCCAUUGAUAUCACUAAUGUGGAAGCCGAACUUUUGCUUUACAUACCUGCGUGAAGACGUACCAAACUGCAGAUUCCAGGUGACCUAAUUAAUUGUGAUAUUAUUGGAAAACAGUUUCUCUUAACAUUGGGAUAGAGCCAUGAGACUCUUUGUACCAUGAGCGCUACAGUACACUUUAGAGGGUUUGGUGAUUAGAGAACCUCUGAAAAUGAAGCAAAAUGUUAAUUUGUGAAAUUUUUUAAAUCUAUAGGCAAUAUGUUAAAUGACUCUGUAACCAUAUCAUGUAUUCAUUUAUUAUCAAUCUUUUUUUAAAUGAUUUGGUUUAUCAUCAUUUAAGCAAAUGUAGAAAAUCAAAGUCAAAGCAGCACAAGAAGAGGUAGAUUUUGCAAAAUACAAAUGUACCUGAUGAUUUUAAAUAAUACCCCUCCAUUAUGAUGUAACAUAACAUUAUUUGUAGUAUUUAACUAAAAUUACCAUUUUUUUCUUAUAAGAGAUCAUGUGGGUUUAUUUACUAAACACCAAACUGAUGUGAUUUGAAAUAGGAAUUCCAAAAUGUAGGCAAAACUAUUAGACAUGUAAAAAUUCUCCAACUCAGCUCUUGUCACAGCUUGAUUUUGUACUUUAGAAUUCUGAUUCUAGCUCAUUACUAAAUCAUAUUUAAAGAAUAAGCUAAUAGAAUUUUCCAAAUGAAAGUUGUUUUUUACUAGACACAAAAUGUAUUUUAUUUAAAAAGAAAUGCAUGCACUUAAUAGAAAUUUUUUUUUCUGAUUGUAUUCUGCUAUCUUUCAGUUCCAGGUUUGGCUCAGAAUAUCACAGUAAAUAAUAAGAAUACUACUAAUUCACUUAGUGUGAACUGGACAAUACCAGCAGGGAAAGUGGAUAAUUACACAGUCAUUCUGAGUGGAGACGUCAAUAGAACAUUCACAACUAAUUCUACACAAGUGGAUUUCACAGAAUUACUGCCAGGCAGAAACUACUCCAUCACUAUACAGACAGUUAGUAGUAACUGCAGCCAGUCAGCAGCUCUAGUGAUAGAGGCAACAUGUGAGUAUGAUGGGAUCAUUGGGACAGAGCUAUAUCUUUAUGUGGAAAUCAAACAAACUGAAUUCUAGUAUACGUUUUAGGUUUUGUUAUAUUCAGAUAUCAUGGGAUAAUUUGGCUUGAACUAUAUCGUUGUCAAGGUUAUUAACUAAAGUAAAAUUUCAAGGUGAUUUUCAAAUGUAUCAUCAAAAUAGCUGAACUUAAAAAAUUGAUCUAACUCAGCUAUGUAUCCAGUUCAUCUACUUCGGCCAUGAAUUUGAAAAUAAAUUUGAAUUCUCUCUUUAGUGAAUAACCCUGUUAAAUUCUGUAAAUCCUACAAUUUGAGUAACAUUGGACUUUUUAGUAGAACUUGUGUUCAUGUAGCAUUGGAUUCUUUCAGGAUAAUUGAAUAUAGAGUUAAAUACAUUAUUUAUACAUAUGUAAUUAAUUAAAUAAUUAAUUAAUUGACUUUCUUAUUUUUCUAUUUCUUCAUAGAUCCGGCCUCUCCAGGUUCCUUAAACUUUACAAAUAUCGGAACAAACACCAUUUCGUUGUCCCUGGGAGAACCAGUAAAUAUGACCAAUGUGACAAAGACUUUCAAGAUAACUUACAGCAAUUCUUUAUCCUCUUGGACUGUGUCAGUAAACACAUUAAAUGCCACACUUCAGAACCUCACAUCUGGGACUAAUUACACAAUUACUGUAGUAACAGUUGGUGCUCGGCAGUAUCAGAGUUCUCCGGUGACCAGUUCCAUCUACACAAGUAUGUUUACAGCAUUCUGUAUGUUCUGCAAUAGAACGUUUCACAACUAUGAUAUAAAUAUGUGUAUAUUUUGUAGUACACUAAGAGGCACAUAUUUGCUGGAUUUUUUUUGCACAUUAAAUGAGAAGAUGGGACCAACAGAGGGAAAAUAUGAAGAGCAGAAAAAAUAUUAAUUUAACUAGUAUAUAUUAAUUAAAUAUAUAAUAUAUAAAUAUGGAUUUAUUUUUAUUGCUGCUUUUUUCCCCUCUAUUGGUCACUUCUCACUUAAUCUGUCAAUAAAAUAAAUAUUUAGUUACCAUCCCCCACCAUCAAUUAAUUAAAAGUCUAGUCCAUUGCCGUUUUGUUUGUUUCAUGAUUCGACCAUAUGGUGCUUCGGAGUUGCGUAAUUCUGAUCACUCGCCGAUUUCCCAAAAUAUAGACGAAUGGCAAAUUAAUUUGAAACUGGAAGCACAAGUCUACUAUUUAGGAGUAAUGUAUCCAUUUUUUUUCAAGUUAACAUAAAUAAAGAAAUAAAAUGGAUCGUGUUUUAUUUUCUAACUCUAGAACCGAUGCCGGUGAAACAGCUCAGAAAUAAUGGAACGACUACUGUAUCUGUUUUCCUGAUUUGGGGUCAACCUGAUGAGUAUAGAAGUGAUUACACCUACAGAGUACAAACAGCCAGCCCUUUAUCUGUAGUGAUAGAUCAAAGAACGGCAUCAAAUCAACUCAAUGUAACUAAUCUGACACCUGGAGUAACAUAUACAUUCACUGUAUUUACAAGAGCGGCUGAUAAUGUCACUGAAAGUCAAGCUGUCUCAUAUACAACCUGCACAGGUGAGUGUAAACUGGUAUUAAAGGGAAUCGACAUACAGACACAUUACAAUACAGAGUCUGACUGCUAUUAGUCAUUACAAGGUUAUAUCAAAUGUGUGUUUAAUUAUGUUUGUCUUAAGCUGUAUUUAGCAGGUGAUGUUGACUUGAGGCAAUAGAAUUAUGAAUUCUGAAUAAUUAGUAAUAUUUAGAGGUGAAAUACAAAAUACAUUUUUAAUACAUAUUGUUGCAUUGAUGGUGUAUAUUUUAUUUUUUAUUAAAACGUAACUUUUAAUCUUUUCUUGUAAACAUAUACCUGUAUCACAUAUUAAAAGUUUUAAAAAAUAGCUAGGAUUAAUUUACAAACCAAAAAUCGGCAAUAUCGCCAUUUGUUCCAAAGUUUUCUAAACGUUUUCUACAGACAACUGUCUACGUGCAUUUUGAUUCUGCAUCUUAAGCACUUAUGGUGGGAGAGCUCAUAUUACGGCUCGUGUAUUGUAUUUGUAAAUCUCCUCAGAUACCUUAAACACAUAUUAUUUAAUUAGUACUUUUAAUAUACAUACUUUUCUUUCCUCUUAUCUCUUACCUGAGUUUCCCCUGGUGCCUUCUAUUGGACUCUUCUACACAGGGAUUGUUAAAGCAGAGGUGUACCUUCUACUUUACAUAUAUAUAAACAUCUUCUUUCCAUUUAGACUUAAUUUAUUAGAUCAGAUAGUUAGCUGACGCUCUUAGCCAAUGAAUUCCAUCCAAAGAUCAAUGCCAUUGAUAUCACUAAUGUGGAAGCCGAACUUUUGCUUUACAUACCUGCGUGAAGACGUACCAAACUGCAGAUUCCAGGUGACCUAAUUAAUUGUGAUAUUAUUGGAAAACAGUUUCUCUUAACAUUGGGAUAGAGCCAUGAGACUCUUUGUACCAUGAGCGCUACAGUACACUUUAGAGGGUUUGGUGAUUAGAGAACCUCUGAAAAUGAAGCAAAAUGUUAAUUUGUGAAAUUUUUUAAAUCUAUAGGCAAUAUGUUAAAUGACUCUGUAACCAUAUCAUGUAUUCAUUUAUUAUCAAUCUUUUUUUAAAUGAUUUGGUUUAUCAUCAUUUAAGCAAAUGUAGAAAAUCAAAGUCAAAGCAGCACAAGAAGAGGUAGAUUUUGCAAAAUACAAAUGUACCUGAUGAUUUUAAAUAAUACCCCUCCAUUAUGAUGUAACAUAACAUUAUUUGUAGUAUUUAACUAAAAUUACCAUUUUUUUCUUAUAAGAGAUCAUGUGGGUUUAUUUACUAAACACCAAACUGAUGUGAUUUGAAAUAGGAAUUCCAAAAUGUAGGCAAAACUAUUAGACAUGUAAAAAUUCUCCAACUCAGCUCUUGUCACAGCUUGAUUUUGUACUUUAGAAUUCUGAUUCUAGCUCAUUACUAAAUCAUAUUUAAAGAAUAAGCUAAUAGAAUUUUCCAAAUGAAAGUUGUUUUUUACUAGACACAAAAUGUAUUUUAUUUAAAAAGAAAUGCAUGCACUUAAUAGAAUUUUUUUUUCUGAUUGUAUUCUGCUAUCUUUCAGUUCCAGGUUUGGCUCAGAAUAUCACAGUAAAUAAUAAGAAUACUACUAAUUCACUUAGUGUGAACUGGACAAUACCAGCAGGGAAAGUGGAUUAUUUCAUAGUCAUUCUGAGUGGAGACGUCAAUAGAACAUUCACAACUAAUUCUACACAAGUGGAUUUCACAGAAUUACUGCCAGGCAGAAACUACUCCAUCACUAUACAGACAGUUAGUAGUAACUGCAGCCAGUCAGCAGCUCUAGUGAUAGAGGCAACAUGUGAGUAUGAUGGGAUCAUUGGGACAGAGCUAUAUCUUUAUGUGGAAAUCAAACAAACUGAAUUCUAGUAUACGUUUUAGGUUUUGUUAUAUUCAGAUAUCAUGGGAUAAUUUGGCUUGAACUAUAUUGUUGUCAAGGUUAUUAACUAAAGUAAAAUUUCAAGGUGAUUUUCAAAUGUAUCAUCAAAAUAGCUGAACUUAAAAAAUUGAUCUAACUCAGCUAUGCAUCCAGUUCAUCUACUUCGGCCAUGAAUUUGAAAAUAAAUUUGAAUUCUCUCUUUAGUGAAUAACCCUGUUAAAUUCUGUAAAUCCUACAAUUUGAGUAACAUUGGACUUUUUAGUAGAACUUGUGUUCAUGUAGCAUUGGAUUCUUUCAGGAUAAUUGAAUAUAGAGUUAAAUACAUUAUUUAUACAUAUGUAAUUAAUUAAUUAAUUAAUUGACUUUCUUAUUUUUCUAUUUCUUCAUAGACCCGGCCUCUCCAGGUUCCUUAAACUUUACAAAUAUCGGAACAAACACCAUUUCGUUGUCCCUGGGAGAACCAGUAAAUAUGACCAAUGUGACAAAGACUUUCAAGAUAACUUACAGCAAUUCUUUAUCCUCUUGGACUGUGUCAGUAAACACAUUAAAUGCCACACUUCAGAACCUCACAUCUGGGACUAAUUACACAAUUACUGUAGUAACAGUUGGUGCUCGGCAGUAUCAGAGUUCUCCGGUGACCAGUUCCAUCUACACAAGUAUGUUUACAGCAUUCUGUAUGUUCUGCAAUAGAACGUUUCACAACUAUGAUAUAAAUAUGUGUAUAUUUUGUAGUACACUAAGAGGCACAUAUUUGCUGGAUUUUUUUUGCACAUUAAAUGAGAAGAUGGGACCAACAGAGGGAAAAUAUGAAGAGCAGAAAAAAUAUUAAUUUAACUAGUAUAUAUUAAUUAAAUAUAUAAUAUAUAAAUAUGGAUUUAUUUUUAUUGCUGCUUUUUUCCCCUCUAUUGGUCACUUCUCACUUAAUCUGUCAAUAAAAUAAAUAUUUAGUUACCAUCCCCCACCAUCAAUUAAUUAAAAGUCUAGUCCAUUGCCGUUUUGUUUGUUUCAUGAUUCGACCAUAUGGUGCUUCGGAGUUGCGUAAUUCUGAUCACUCGCCGAUUUCCCAAAAUAUAGACGAAUGGCAAAUUAAUUUGAAACUGGAAGCACAAGUCUACUAUUUAGGAGUAAUGUAUCCAUUUUUUUUCAAGUUAACAUAAAUAAAGAAAUAAAAUGGAUCGUGUUUUAUUUUCUAACUCUAGAACCGAUGCCGGUGAAACAGCUCAGAAAUAAUGGAACGACUACUGUAUCUGUUUUCCUGAUUUGGGGUCAACCUGAUGAGUAUAGAAGUGAUUACACCUACAGAGUACAAACAGCCAGCCCUUUAUCUGUAGUGAUAGAUCAAAGAACGGCAUCAAAUCAACUCAAUGUAACUAAUCUGACACCCGGUGUAACAUAUACAUUCACUGUAUUUACAAGAGCGGCUGAUAAUGUCACUGAAAGUCAAGCUGUCUCAUAUACAACCUGCACAGGUGAGUGUAAACUGGUAUUAAAGGGAAUCGACAUACAGACACAUUACAAUACAGAGUCUGAAUGCUAUUAGUCAUUACAAGGUUAUAUCAAAUGUGUGUUUAAUUAUGUUUGUCUUAAGCUGUAUUUAGCAGGUGAUGUUGACUUGAGGCAAUAGAAUUAUGAAUUCUGAAUAAUUAGUAAUAUUUAGAGGUGAAAUACAAAAUACAUUUUUAAUACAUAUUGUUGCAUUGAUGGUGUAUAUUUUAUUUUUUAUUAAAACUUAACUUUUAAUCUUUUCUUGUAAACAUAUACCUGUAUCACAUAUUAAAAGUUUUAAAAAAUAGCUAGGAUUAAUUUACAAACCAAAAAUCGGCAAUAUCGCCAUUUGUUCCAAAGUUUUCUAAACGUUUUCUACAGACAACUGUCUACGUGCAUUUUGAUUCUGCAUCUUAAGCACUUAUGGUGGGAGAGCUCAUAUUACGGCUCGUGUAUUGUAUUUGUAAAUCUCCUCAGAUACCUUAAACACAUAUUAUUUAAUUAGUACUUUUAAUAAACCAUACUUUUCUUUCCUCUUAUCUCUUACCUGAGUUUCCCCUGGUGCCUUCUAUUGGACUCUUCUACACAGGGAUUGUUAAAGCAGAGGUGUACCUUCUACUUUACAUAUAUAUAAACAUCUUCUUUCCAUUUAGACUUAAUUUAUUAGAUCAGAUAGUUAGCUGACGCUCUUAGCCAAUGAAUUCCAUCCAAAGAUCAAUGCCAUUGAUAUCACUAAUGUGGAAGCCGAACUUUUGCUUUACAUACCUGCGUGAAGACGUACCAAACUGCAGAUUCCAGGUGACCUAAUUAAUUGUGAUAUUAUUGGAAAACAGUUUCUCUUAACAUUGGGAUAGAGCCAUGAGACUCUUUGUACCAUGAGCGCUACAGUACACUUUAGAGGGUUUGGUGAUUAGAGAACCUCUGAAAAUGAAGCAAAAUGUUAAUUUGUGAAAUUUUUUAAAUCUAUAGGCAAUAUGUUAAAUGACUCUGUAACCAUAUCAUGUAUUCAUUUAUUAUCAAUCUUUUUUUAAAUGAUUUGGUUUAUCAUCAUUUAAGCAAAUGUAGAAAAUCAAAGUCAAAGCAGCACAAGAAGAGGUAGAUUUUGCAAAAUACAAAUGUACCUGAUGAUUUUAAAUAAUACCCCUCCAUUAUGAUGUAACAUAACAUUAUUUGUAGUAUUUAACUAAAAUUACCAUUUUUUCUUAUAAGAGAUCAUGUGGGUUUAUUUACUAAACACCAAACUGAUGUGAUUUGAAAUAGGAAUUCCAAAAUUUAGGCAAAACUAUUAGACAUGUAAAAAUUCUCCAACUCAGCUCUUGUCACAGCUUGAUUCUGUACUUUAGAAUUCUGAUUCUAGCUCAUUACUAAAUCAUAUUUAAAGAAUAAGCUAAUAGAAUUUUCCAAAUGAAAGUUGUUUUUUACUAGACACAAAAUGUAUUUUAUUUAAAAAGAAAUGCAUGCACUUAAUAGAAAUGUUUUUUCUGAUUGUAUUCUGCUAUCUUUCAGUUCCAGGUUUGGCUCAGAAUAUCACAGUAAAUAAUAAGGAUACGACUAAUUCACUCAGUGUGAACUGGACAAUACCAGCAGGGAAAGUGGAUUAUUUCACAGUCAUUCUGAGUGGAGACGUCAAUAGAACAUUCACAACUAAUUCUACACAAGUGGAUUUCACAGAAUUACUGCCAGGCAGAAACUACUCAAUCACUAUACAGACAGUUAGUAGUAACUGCAGCCAGUCAGCAGCUCCAGUGAUAGAGGCAACAUGUGAGUAUGAUAGGAUCAAUGGGACAAAGCUAUAUCUUUAUGUGGAAAUCAAACAAACUGAAUUCUAGUAUACGUUUUAGGUUUUGUUAUAUUCAGAUAUCAUGGGAUAAUUUGACUUGAACUAUAUCGUUGUCAAGGUUAUUAACUAAAGUAAAAUUUCAAGGUGAUUUUCAAAUGUAUCAUCAAAAUAGCUGAACUUAAAAAAAUGAUCUAACUCAGCUAUGCAUCCAGUUCAUCUACUUCAGCCAUGAAUUUGAAAAUAAAUUUGAAUUCUCUCUUUAGUGAAUAACCCUGUUAAAUUCUGUAAAUCCUACAAUUUGAGUAACAUUGGACUUUUUAGGAGAACUUGUGUUCAUGUAGCAUUGGAUUCUUUCAGGAUAAUUGAAUAUAGAGUUAAAUACAUUAUUUAUACAUAUGUAAUUAAUUAAUUAAUUAAUUGACUUUCUUAUUUUUCUAUUUCUUCAUAGACCCGGCCUCUCCAGGUUCCUUAAACUUUACAAAUAUCGGAACAAACACCAUUUCGUUGUCCCUGGGAGAACCAGUAAAUAUGACCAAUGUGACAAAGACUUUCAAGAUAACUUACAGCAAUUCUUUAUCCUCUUGGACUGUGUCAGUAAACACAUUAAAUGCCACACUUCAGAACCUCACAUCUGGGACUAAUUACACAAUUACUGUAGUAACAGUUGGUGCUCGGCAGUAUCAGAGUUCUCCUGUGACCAGUUCCAUCUACACAAGUAUGUUUACAGCAUUCUGUAUGUUCUGCAAUAGAACGUGUCACAACUAUGAUAUAAAUAUGUGUAUAUUUUGUAGUACACUAAGAGGCACAUAUUUGCUGGAUUUUUUUUGCACAUUAAAUGAGAAGAUGGGACAAACAGAGGGAAAAUAUGAAGAGCAGAAAAAAUAUUAAUUUAACUAGUAGAUAUUAAUUAAAUAUAUAAUAUAUAAAUAUGGAUUUAUUUUUAUUGCUGCUUUUUUCCCCUCUAUUGGUCACUUCUCACUUAAUCUGUCAAUAAAAUAAAUAUUUAGUUACCAUCCCCCACCAUCAAUUAAUUAAAAGUCUAGUCCAUUGCCGUUUUGUUUGUUUCAUGAUUCGACCAUAUGGUGCUUCGGAGUUGCGUAAUUCUGAUGACUCGCCGAUUUCCCAAAAUAUAGACGAAUGGCAAAUUAAUUUGAAACUGGAAGCACAAGUCUACUAUUUAGGAGUAAUGUAUCCAUUUUUUUUCAAGUUAACAUAAAUAAAGAAAUAAAAUGGAUCGUGUUUUAUUUUCUAACUCUAGAACCGAUGCCGGUGAAACAGCUCAGAAAUAAUGGAACGACUACUGUAUCUGUUUUCCUGAUUUGGGGUCAACCUGAUGAGUAUAGAAGUGAUUACACCUACAGAGUACAAACAGCCAGCCCUUUAUCUGUAGUGAUAGAUCAAAGAACGGCAUCAAAUCAACUCAAUGUAACUAAUCUGACACCCGGAGUAACAUAUACAUUCACUGUAUUUACAAGAGCGGCUGAUAAUGUCACUGAAAGUCAAGCUGUCUCAUAUACAACCUGCACAGGUGAGUGUAAACUGGUAUUAAAGGGAAUCGACAUACAGACACAUUACAAUACAGAGUCUGAAUGCUAUUAGUCAUUACAAGGUUAUAUCAAAUGUGUGUUUAAUUAUGUUUGUCUUAAGCUGUAUUUAGCAGGUGAUGUUGACUUGAGGCAAUAGAAUUAUGAAUUCUGAAUAAUUAUUAAUAUUUAUUUUUAUUAAAACUUAACUUUUAAUCUUUUCUUGUAAACAUAUACCUGUAUCACAUAUUAAAAGUUUUAAAAAAUAGCUAGGAUUAAUCUACAAACCAAAAAUCGGCAAUAUCGCCAUUUGUUCCAAAGUUUUCUAAACGUUUUCUACAGACAACUGUCUACGUGCGUUUUGAUUCUGCAUCUUAAGCACUUAUGGUGGGAGAGCUCAUAUUACGGCUCGUGUAUUGUAUUUGUAAAUCUCCUCAGAUACCUUAAACACAUAUUAUUUAAUUAGUACUUUUAAUAAACCAUACUUUUCUUUCCUCUUAUCUCUUACCUGAGUUUCCCCUGGUGCCUUCUAUUGGACUCUUCUACACAGGGAUUGUUAAAGCAGAGGUGUACCUUCUACUUUACAUAUAUAUAAACAUCUUCUUUCCAUUUAGACUUAAUUUAUUAGAUCAGAUAGUUAGCUGACGCUCUUAGCCAAUGAAUUCCAUCCAAAGAUCAAUGCCAUUGAUAUCACUAAUGUGGAAGCCGAACUUUUGCUUUACAUACCUGCGUGAAGACGUACCAAACUGCAGAUUCCAGGUGACCUAAUUAAUUGUGAUAUUAUUGGAAAACAGUUUCUCUUAACAUUGGGAUAGAGCCAUGAGACUCUUUGUACCAUGAGCGCUACAGUACACUUUAGAGGGUUUGGUGAUUAGAGAACCUCUGAAAAUGAAGCAAAAUGUUAAUUUGUGAAAUUUUUUAAAUCUAUAGGCAAUAUGUUAAAUGACUCUGUAACCAUAUCAUGUAUUCAUUUAUUAUCAAUCUUUUUUUAAAUGAUUUGGUUUAUCAUCAUUUAAGCAAAUGUAGAAAAUCAAAGUCAAAGCAGCACAAGAAGAGGUAGAUUUUGCAAAAUACAAAUGUACCUGAUGAUUUUAAAUAAUACCCCUCCAUUAUGAUGUAACAUAACAUUAUUUGUAGUAUUUAACUAAAAUUACCAUUUUUUCUUAUAAGAGAUCAUGUGGGUUUAUUUACUAAACACCAAACUGAUGUGAUUUGAAAUAGGAAUUCCAAAAUUUAGGCAAAACUAUUAGACAUGUAAAAAUUCUCCAACUCAGCUCUUGUCACAGCUUGAUUCUGUACUUUAGAAUUCUGAUUCUAGCUCAUUACUAAAUCAUAUUUAAAGAAUAAGCUAAUAGAAUUUUCCAAAUGAAAGUUGUUUUUUACUAGACACAAAAUGUAUUUUAUUUAAAAAGAAAUGCAUGCACUUAAUAGAAAUGUUUUUUCUGAUUGUAUUCUGCUAUCUUUCAGUUCCAGGUUUGGCUCAGAAUAUCACAGUAAAUAAUAAGGAUACGACUAAUUCACUCAGUGUGAACUGGACAAUACCAGCAGGGAAAGUGGAUUAUUUCACAGUCAUUCUGAGUGGAGACGUCAAUAGAACAUUCACAACUAAUUCUACACAAGUGGAUUUCACAGAAUUACUGCCAGGCAGAAACUACUCAAUCACUAUACAGACAGUUAGUAGUAACUGCAGCCAGUCAGCAGCUCCAGUGAUAGAGGCAACAUGUGAGUAUGAUAGGAUCAAUGGGACAAAGCUAUAUCUUUAUGUGGAAAUCAAACAAACUGAAUUCUAGUAUACGUUUUAGGUUUUGUUAUAUUCAGAUAUCAUGGGAUAAUUUGACUUGAACUAUAUCGUUGUCAAGGUUAUUAACUAAAGUAAAAUUUCAAGGUGAUUUUCAAAUGUAUCAUCAAAAUAGCUGAACUUAAAAAAAUGAUCUAACUCAGCUAUGCAUCCAGUUCAUCUACUUCAGCCAUGAAUUUGAAAAUAAAUUUGAAUUCUCUCUUUAGUGAAUAACCCUGUUAAAUUCUGUAAAUCCUACAAUUUGAGUAACAUUGGACUUUUUAGGAGAACUUGUGUUCAUGUAGCAUUGGAUUCUUUCAGGAUAAUUGAAUAUAGAGUUAAAUACAUUAUUUAUACAUAUGUAAUUAAUUAAUUAAUUAAUUGACUUUCUUAUUUUUCUAUUUCUUCAUAGACCCGGCCUCUCCAGGUUCCUUAAACUUUACAAAUAUCGGAACAAACACCAUUUCGUUGUCCCUGGGAGAACCAGUAAAUAUGACCAAUGUGACAAAGACUUUCAAGAUAACUUACAGCAAUUCUUUAUCCUCUUGGACUGUGUCAGUAAACACAUUAAAUGCCACACUUCAGAACCUCACAUCUGGGACUAAUUACACAAUUACUGUAGUAACAGUUGGUGCUCGGCAGUAUCAGAGUUCUCCUGUGACCAGUUCCAUCUACACAAGUAUGUUUACAGCAUUCUGUAUGUUCUGCAAUAGAACGUGUCACAACUAUGAUAUAAAUAUGUGUAUAUUUUGUAGUACACUAAGAGGCACAUAUUUGCUGGAUUUUUUUUGCACAUUAAAUGAGAAGAUGGGACAAACAGAGGGAAAAUAUGAAGAGCAGAAAAAAUAUUAAUUUAACUAGUAGAUAUUAAUUAAAUAUAUAAUAUAUAAAUAUGGAUUUAUUUUCAUUGCUGCUUUUUUCCCCUCUAUUGGUCACUUCUCACUUAAUCUGUCAAUAAAAUAAAUAUUUAGUUACCAUCCCCCACCAUCAAUUAAUUAAAAGUCUAGUCCAUUGCCGUUUUGUUUGUUUCAUGAUUCGACCAUAUGGUGCUUCGGAGUUGCGUAAUUCUGAUGACUCGCCGAUUUCCCAAAAUAUAGACGAAUGGCAAAUUAAUUUGAAACUGGAAGCACAAGUCUACUAUUUAGGAGUAAUGUAUCCAUUUUUUUUCAAGUUAACAUAAAUAAAGAAAUAAAAUGGAUCGUGUUUUAUUUUCUAACUCUAGAACCGAUGCCGGUGAAACAGCUCAGAAAUAAUAGAACGACUACUCUAUCUGUUUUCCUGAUUUGGGGUCAACCUGAUGAGUAUAGAAGUGAUUACACCUACAGAGUACAAACAGCCAGCCCUUUAUCUGUAGUGAUAGAUCAAAGAACGGCAUCAAAUCAACUCAAUGUAACUAAUCUGACACCCGGUGUAACAUAUACAUUCACUGUAUUUACAAGAGCGGCUGAUAAUGUCACUGAAAGUCAAGCUGUCUCAUAUACAACCUGCACAGGUGAGUGUAAACUGGUAUUAAAGGGAAUCGACAUACAGACACAUUACAAUACAGAGUCUGAAUGCUAUUAGUCAUUACAAGGUUAUAUCAAAUGUGUGUUUAAUUAUGUUUGUCUUAAGCUGUAUUUAGCAGGUGAUGUUGACUUGAGGCAAUAGAAUUAUGAAUUCUGAAUAAUUAGUAAUAUUUAUUUUUAUUAAAACUUAACUUUUAAUCUUUUCUUGUAAACAUAUACCUGUAUCACAUAUUAAAAGUUUUAAAAAAUAGCUAGGAUUAAUCUACAAACCAAAAAUCGGCAAUAUCGCCAUUUGUUCCAAAGUUUUCUAAACGUUUUCUACAGACAACUGUCUACGUGCGUUUUGAUUCUGCAUCUUAAGCACUUAUGGUGGGAGAGCUCAUAUUACGGCUCGUGUAUUGUAUUUGUAAAUCUCCUCAGAUACCUUAAACACAUAUUAUUUAAUUAGUACUUUUAAUAAACCAUACUUUUCUUUCCUCUUAUCUCUUACCUGAGUUUCCCCUGGUGCCUUCUAUUGGACUCUUCUACACAGGGAUUGUUAAAGCAGAGGUGUACCUUCUACUUUACAUAUAUAUAAACAUCUUCUUUCCAUUUAGACUUAAUUUAUUAGAUCAGAUAGUUAGCUGACGCUCUUAGCCAAUGAAUUCCAUCCAAAGAUCAAUGCCAUUGAUAUCACUAAUGUGGAAGCCGAACUUUUGCUUUACAUACCUGCGUGAAGACGUACCAAACUGCAGAUUCCAGGUGACCUAAUUAAUUGUGAUAUUAUUGGAAAACAGUUUCUCUUAACAUUGGGAUAGAGCCAUGAGACUCUUUGUACCAUGAGCGCUACAGUACACUUUAGAGGGUUUGGUGAUUAGAGAACCUCUGAAAAUGAAGCAAAAUGUUAAUUUGUGAAAUUUUUUAAAUCUAUAGGCAAUAUGUUAAAUGACUCUGUAACCAUAUCAUGUAUUCAUUUAUUAUCAAUCUUUUUUUAAAUGAUUUGGUUUAUCAUCAUUUAAGCAAAUGUAGAAAAUCAAAGUCAAAGCAGCACAAGAAGAGGUAGAUUUUGCAAAAUACAAAUGUACCUGAUGAUUUUAAAUAAUACCCCUCCAUUAUGAUGUAACAUAACAUUAUUUGUAGUAUUUAACUAAAAUUACCAUUUUUUCUUAUAAGAGAUCAUGUGGGUUUAUUUACUAAACACCAAACUGAUGUGAUUUGAAAUAGGAAUUCCAAAAUUUAGGCAAAACUAUUAGACAUGUAAAAAUUCUCCAACUCAGCUCUUGUCACAGCUUGAUUCUGUACUUUAGAAUUCUGAUUCUAGCUCAUUACUAAAUCAUAUUUAAAGAAUAAGCUAAUAGAAUUUUCCAAAUGAAAGUUGUUUUUUACUAGACACAAAAUGUAUUUUAUUUAAAAAGAAAUGCAUGCACUUAAUAGAAAUGUUUUUUCUGAUUGUAUUCUGCUAUCUUUCAGUUCCAGGUUUGGCUCAGAAUAUCACAGUAAAUAAUAAGGAUACGACUAAUUCACUCAGUGUGAACUGGACAAUACCAGCAGGGAAAGUGGAUUAUUUCACAGUCAUUCUGAGUGGAGACGUCAAUAGAACAUUCACAACUAAUUCUACACAAGUGGAUUUCACAGAAUUACUGCCAGGCAGAAACUACUCAAUCACUAUACAGACAGUUAGUAGUAACUGCAGCCAGUCAGCAGCUCCAGUGAUAGAGGCAACAUGUGAGUAUGAUAGGAUCAAUGGGACAAAGCUAUAUCUUUAUGUGGAAAUCAAACAAACUGAAUUCUAGUAUACGUUUUAGGUUUUGUUAUAUUCAGAUAUCAUGGGAUAAUUUGACUUGAACUAUAUCGUUGUCAAGGUUAUUAACUAAAGUAAAAUUUCAAGGUGAUUUUCAAAUGUAUCAUCAAAAUAGCUGAACUUAAAAAAAUGAUCUAACUCAGCUAUGCAUCCAGUUCAUCUACUUCAGCCAUGAAUUUGAAAAUAAAUUUGAAUUCUCUCUUUAGUGAAUAACCCUGUUAAAUUCUGUAAAUCCUACAAUUUGAGUAACAUUGGACUUUUUAGGAGAACUUGUGUUCAUGUAGCAUUGGAUUCUUUCAGGAUAAUUGAAUAUAGAGUUAAAUACAUUAUUUAUACAUAUGUAAUUAAUUAAUUAAUUAAUUGACUUUCUUAUUUUUCUAUUUCUUCAUAGAUCCGGCCUCUCCAGGUUCCUUAAACUUUACAAAUAUCGGAACAAACACCAUUUCGUUGUCCCUGGGAGAACCAGUAAAUAUGACCAAUGUGACAAAGACUUUCAAGAUAACUUACAGCAAUUCUUUAUCCUCUUGGACUGUGUCAGUAAACACAUUAAAUGCCACACUUCAGAACCUCACAUCUGGGACUAAUUACACAAUUACUGUAGUAACAGUUGUUGCUCGGCAGUAUCAGAGUUCUCCGGUGACCAGUUCCAUCUACACAAGUAUGUUUACAGCAUUCUGAAUGUUCUGCAAUAGAACGUGUCACAACUAUGAUAUAAAUAUGUGUAUAUUUUGUAGUACACCAAGAGGCACAUAUUUGCUGGAUUUUUUUUGCACAUUAAAUGAGAAGAUGGGACCAACAGAGGGAAAAUAUGAAGAGCAGAAAAAAUAUUAAUUUAACUAGUAGAUAUUAAUUAAAUAUAUAAUAUAUAAAUAUGCAUUUAUUUUCAUUGCUGCUUUUUCCCCUCUAUUGGCUUACCACUAACUGUCGCCACAAAAAACAAACAUGUAGUUUACCAUCCCCACCAUCAAUUAAUUAAAAGUCUAGUCCAUUGCCGCUUUGUUUGUUCUUCAUGAUUCAAUCACCAUAUGGUGCUCGGAGUUGCGAAUUUGAUGACUCACUGAUUUCCCAAAAUAUAGACUAAUGGUAAAAUUAAUUUGAAACUGAAGCACAAGUCUACUAUUUAGGAGGGUAAUGCAUCCAUUUCUUUUUUUCUAAGCAACAUAAAUAAAGAAAUAAAAUGGACGUGUUUUUUUUCUAACUCUAGAACCCAUGCCAGUGAAACAGCUCGGAAAUAAUGGAACAACUACUGUAUCUGUUUUCCUGAUUUGGAAUCAACCUGAUGAGUAUAGAAGUGAUUACACCCACAGAGUACAAACAGCCAGCCCCUUUAUCUGUAGUGAUAUCAAAGAACGGCAUCAAAUCAACCCAAUGUAA
Messenger RNA from Pelobates cultripes (western spadefoot toad), 32420 nucleotides. The record is from the annotation of a GenBank genome assembly. Lineage: Eukaryota; Metazoa; Chordata; Amphibia; Anura; Pelobatidae.